GUGAAGUCUUUCACCUUUCUUUGUGAGCCCGCACCUCUUAAUUGCAACCCCCCAAUGCACUCGAAAUGGCAGCGCAAAACUCCACCACGUACUAUCAGUCGCUCCUAGCGCCGUCCUCGCUCCUCAUUCUCGCAACAUUACUUGCUUUUCUCUACGUGGCAUACCUGCGUGCCCUACCAAAGCCCCUCGCUGGGAUCCCUUACAAUGAGGAUUCAGCGAAGCGAAUCUGGGGCGAUAUGCCCAUCUUCAGAGAGAUGGAAAAGGCGGGAAUACGCCCGAGGUUAUUUUGGUCGCAGCUGGCCCAAAGGCUCCAGUCGCCGGUGACGCAAUUCUUCAUGGGACCUUUUUACAAGCCCAUGGUAGUGCUGGCAGAUUGGCGCGAAGCGCAGGAUUUGCUGCUUCGACGUUCCAAGAACCUCGAACGCGGCACCAUCAACAACUCCAUCUGGAGUCCGGUCGCCCCCGAGCACUUUAUCUCCAUGAAUAGUUCCGACCCGCGCUACAAGUCGGCGAGAGAUCUCGGCAGAGACUUGAUGACACCGACCUUUUUGAACACUGUCUCUGCCCCUGAGAUAUACGACAAAACGUCUAAAUUCAUCGAAUUAUGGGAUUUCAAAGCCCGCGUUGCCGAAGGCAGACCCUUCGAGGCGGCUGAAGACCUCAACUUUCUCACUAAUGAUAUCAUCCUGGCUGCCGCUCUGGGCCUCGAUGACAGUCUUAGCGAUACGACACAACAGCUCGCAGGCUUACGUGCAAAGGCCAUGCCCAAACCCCCUUGUUCAUCGGAUGCCUGCUUUCCGUUUCCGGUCAUGCAGGGAUCCGAGGCAUUGUGGACGAGCAAAACGCUUACAGAGGGAGUCGGCCGUUCCGCCACGCAGCCAUCUCCCCGGCUCUAUCAUUUUUUCAACAACCUCACGCCCCAAGUCCGCAAGGCAUAUAAGGCAAAGGACAAGAUACUACGAACAGCGAUCAAUGGCGCGGCUCAACGCGUGGAGAAAGGAGAGAUAAACGUCAGGAAUGCCGUGGAUCUGAUGGUUUCCCGUGAGAUCACCGCGGCUAGAAAAGCGGGCCAAAGCCCUGAGCUCAACUCAUUGCGCAUGCACGACCAACUCUUCGGGUAUAUCCUUGGAGGCCAAGACACAAGCCACAGCGUCCUCACAUUCCUGGUAAAGUGGCUCGGUGCUAGACAGAAUGAACAGAAGGCCCUUCGAGACAACCUGAGAUCGAUGCAUUCCACAGCUUGCAAUGCUGGUCGACCGCCUACGACGGAGGAGAUUAUCAAAACGCAAGUCCCCUACCUAGACGCGUUCAUUGAAGAAGUCAUCAGGAUGAGUGCCCCUAUCAUCGUUGUAACAACCGUUGCGACCGCAGAUAUGAUAUUAUUGGGCCACUUCAUUCCCAAGGACACGGUGAUCUGGAGCCUCAUAUCCGGGCCAACAACCACCGAGCCAGGGUUCAAGAUUCCCGAGGCCGAGCGCAGUGAGAGCUCGCAGAAGCACAACGAAGGGAUUGCAGAUUGGGCCGAUAGUGCCUACGCGCCUGACGAGUUCCAUCCGGAGCGCUGGCUGAAGAAACGUGACGAGACGGGCGAGAUGUCGUUUGACUCCAAGGCUGGUCCGUUCCUGGGCUUCAGUAGUGGCCCAAGGGCUUGUUGGGGUAAACGGCUUGCUUAUCUGGAGUUGAGGAUUGUGAUCACGCUGCUGACGUGGAACUUUGAAUUCCUCCCCUUGCCGGACGAGAUGAAUGGGUUUGAGGCAUACGAUUUGCUGUUAGCGAAGCCUAAGUCGUGUUUUGUGCGGCUGAAGAGUAAUCUCAAGGAUUAAGGAAUCCGUGUCCGAUAUAUGAGCACUUUGGUAUUUUGGACUAGGGUAAGCCAGAACAUGAGUGUGCCUUUAUGCGACUUUUUCUUUUACUAGCUCCAUGUCGAGAUAGCUUCUUUAUUAGACCGGAGUUGUGGUACAAGAAAGCGUGUUCUAAGGCUAGCAAAACUGGCUCCUUGAGUAGGUUGGAGUGGGUAAUAGUUGCAACUUGUUAAUUCCAAGCUUCACCAGCGGGAUUGGUGGUGUGUGAUAUUUUAAUCCAUUAUAUGAAACCAAGACCAUAGACUGAGUCUCGAUAUGCUGGCUAAGAAACAACAGAAGAGCUGAACAAAC
Molecule: messenger RNA, 2153 nt
Organism: Pseudomassariella vexata
Lineage: Eukaryota; Fungi; Ascomycota; Sordariomycetes; Amphisphaeriales; Pseudomassariaceae
Product: putative cytochrome P450
Exons: 3
Coding region: 66-1823 (585 amino acids)
Molecular function (GO): oxidoreductase activity, acting on paired donors, with incorporation or reduction of molecular oxygen; heme binding; iron ion binding
Source: RefSeq, a predicted model, not a curated record